AUGAUCAAUAUUAAACACACCGAAACGACGUCGUCUUCUUCAAUCGUCACGGCGGAGAAGGCAAUCUCAUUCAUUUCAAAGGGCUGGCGGGAUGUCCGGUCAUCGGCCGACGCCGAUCUCCGAUUGAUGAAAGACCGUGCCAAGUCGUUCAAGAACUUAGCCUCCUCCUUUGAUAAAGAGCUCGAGAACUUUCUAAAUUCAGCUUCUAAAUCCCCUUUCACGGUCCCCACAAUUACCGCCUCUACCACUCCCGCCGAAAUCGACUUCGUCAAGAGGCUACAGCCGAAAUUGAACGAAAUUCGGAAGACUUAUUCGUCACCGGAUUUUAGUAAACGAGUUUUGGAGAAGUGGAGCCCUCGGCCGAGGAUAAGGAUCGAUUUGAGUGCGAUUAAGAAUGCAAUAGUGUCCGAAGUGGAGGUGUUUGAUGAGAGAGAAGGAUUUAGGAGGGCGAGAGCGAGGAGGAUAAGGUUUAAGGAGGGGAGAGAGGAAGGGCAGUUUGGGGAAUGGGAACUGAUAAAGGUCUUGAAGACUAGGUUGAGGGAGUUGGAGCAAAAGAGCUCGUCGGCUGAGAUAUUUGGGGGUUUUAAGAACAGUGAGUUCGUGGAGAAAGUGAAGUCCAGUUUG
Molecule: messenger RNA, 624 nt
Organism: Ilex paraguariensis (yerba mate)
Lineage: Eukaryota; Viridiplantae; Streptophyta; Magnoliopsida; Aquifoliales; Aquifoliaceae
Source: the annotation of a GenBank genome assembly